GGGAUAAGAGCCAGUGCACUUGAGAAAGCCCACCGUAGGCUGUCUCGACGUGUAUGUUCUGAACGCUCCGCAACAUGUUAAUGAGUUUUCGUCUGCUCCCAACGAAAAAUUCACGUGGCGUAUUCAGUAUACGAAAGAAAGACAUUAGUUCAAGACAUUUACCCUCUUGAUCGAGUCUUUUACUUAGUACCAAUUGUGCAAUAAGCAAACUGAGGAAGAUGCCAGGCAAAGGGGGCAGAAGAGGAAAGUACGGUGGAAAAAGAGCUGAGUUUACAUCUGAUGAGGAUUCAAUCAACAAUGAUGCGUGCAGCGAGACCAGCGGCCAAUCCGACAAUCGUAGUGUGCUGGAGGACGCGAAUGACAACGAGGUGGACGAGCUCGCGCAGCAGGAAGCGUUCGAGGAGAAGGUGAAGGAGGCGAUCGAUGGUUUGACGCAGAAGAGCGCGAAGGGUCGAAUUAUCUGUUUUAAUGGUAUAGAGAAAAUUUUCGCCAUCAAGUAUAUACCUGAUUUCGUGGAGGAUAGAAAGAUGACUAUCACGGAUGCUGUGGAGCGUGGCUUGAAGAAGGGACGCGGCGAUGAGCAAUCGACAGCUGCCAGAUUGAGCACCCUGUUGUGCGUCCAGUUGGGCGCCUUCAAGAGUGCCGAGAUGGUUUGCAGAGAUCUAAAAUCGAUUCUCACCUUCAUCGCUAACGACAAUACAGCUUCUGUCCAUGCUCGCGCCGAGUGUUGCUGGGCGUUAGCCAUGAAUCAAUUCUUGUCGGGCAACGAUACGACUGACACCAUGGAAAUCGCACAAUUAUUGUCGUCUAUCUUUUCGGGCUCUUAUUUGAAGGGAAACGGCGCGAUCGCAAACAUAUCUCCGGACGUGGCAGCGUUACACGUGGCAGCUAUCUCAUCGUGGACCCUGCUUCUAACAGUUAUGACCUCCGCGGAUAUCUACAAUUUACUCGCGAGCGGCAAGACGAACAGUUACAUGCCUUCACUCAAUCGAUUACGCGAAUUGUUGGAAUCACCACAUCUCGACGUACGUCUAUCAGCCGGCGAGGCGCUAGCGAUAAUAUUCGAACUCGGUCGUGAUUUCUCCUGCGACUACGAGCAAAAUUGGGCGCUUGAUCUAAUCGAAAUUCUCAAGGAACUCGCCACAGAUUCCAACAAGUACCGUGCUAAGAAAGAUCGCAAGCAGCAACGCGCUAAUUUUAGAGAUAUUCUGCGUUAUAUCGAGGAAGAUAUCGUUCCGGAGAUGCAUGUGAGAUUUGGUCAGGAAAUUCUGUAUUUAGGGGGAUGGUGUGCGAGAACCCAGUACAACGCUUGCUGCCGGCUAUUAGGCACCGGUAUCAAUUUUCAUCUUGCUGAAAAUCAACUCUUGCGCGAGAUCUUUCACCUCGGCAACAAAGUUCUACCUCCGCCAGUCACAAUCAAAACGAGUAAAUUAGAGCGAACAUUGAUGAACGCGGCCGCGUUCAAGGCACGCACCAUUCAGCGCAACAAGAAUCGCGAUAAACGAUCUGCAGCUAUGGCACCGUAAUCUUACUUCUACUCUCCUAUGCUGGUUGUCUCAUUUUAGUGUAAUACAAAUAUAUUUGAAUUUUUCCUUUAAUUUAUUGUAACUAUUUAAUAGCAUAAAUUACUGUUUUCUUAGUCGAUUCUUAAAUCGAAAUUGUACAAAUAUUCUCCACAUUACAUACGCCCUUUCUCCUUGCAUAAAUUUUGUCAAUGUUAAUAUGUGAUUCAUCUUGUCACUUUAAUGGCUAUAUUUAUUUAAUGAUAUAUAUACUUAAUGAUUUAACAAAUCCACGUGUAUAUACAAAUCAAAAUAUAUGUAUAUAUACAAUUGUAAUGCUGGUAACAAUGAUUAUAUUAUAUAUCAUAUAAAUUAUUUUAUCACAUGCAUUAAGUGUUUUAUCAACUCGAAUAUUGAUGAUCUUUUGAACUGUUAUUGUUUCUCUCUUGGAUAUAUUAAUUGUAUGUUAAAUACAUGUUGAUUUUGGCAAUGAAAUUACCUGUUUUAAUUGCUAGAGAUUGAAUUGUCUGAUUUAAAAAUGGUAAUAUGCAAAUGCAUGGAAUUAUUUCAUAUAUAACAGUAAUUGUAUACAGUAAGUAAAAUGUACGAAAUAUUACUAGCAAUGUACAUAAUUAGUAAGUUAUAUGUAAGUUGUAAUGACGUAUUCAAUUAAACUAAAAUGUAGAUUAUAUAAAAAUAAACGUCAACGAUAAAAUUA
Messenger RNA from Acromyrmex echinatior (Panamanian leafcutter ant), 2220 nucleotides. Its product is annotated as Interferon-related developmental regulator 1. The record is from RefSeq and is a predicted model, not a curated record. Lineage: Eukaryota; Metazoa; Arthropoda; Insecta; Hymenoptera; Formicidae.